Molecule: messenger RNA, 960 nt
Organism: Cladophialophora psammophila CBS 110553
Lineage: Eukaryota; Fungi; Ascomycota; Eurotiomycetes; Chaetothyriales; Herpotrichiellaceae
Exons: 3
Coding region: 1-960 (319 amino acids)
Biological process (GO): L-valine catabolic process
Cellular component (GO): mitochondrion
Molecular function (GO): NADP binding; NAD binding; 3-hydroxyisobutyrate dehydrogenase activity
Source: RefSeq, a predicted model, not a curated record
AUGGGAGACGGGCCAGGGUUGGGGAGGAUGGGCUACCGAAUGGCCUCGAAUUUACGCAAGAAGACGCCCAAGGAGACGCCGCUAUACAUCAACGACCUGAACUUGGAAACAUGCAAAAUGUUCGCCGAGGAACACGCAAAUUUCGGCCCAGUUCAUAUCGUCAAGUCUGCCAAAGAAGCAGCGACUCAGGCAAAGGUUCUCAUUUCCGUCGUCACGGCUUCACCUCAUGUGCGGUCCCUAUACCUUGACGAUCAGACGGGAAUCAUUCUGGCGCCCAAAGACCCGGACAGGAUUAUGCUUGAGUGCAGCACCAUAGACCUGACCACCACUCGAGACGUCGAACGCGAACUUUCUGAGGCUAGAAUCGGCACAUACGUUGAUGCUCCUAUAUCAGGUGGUAUUAAACGAGCUGGAGAGGGCACCCUUGCGUUCAUGAUUGGACAUCCUGGAAACCCGGACUCGGAUCCCGUGGCACAGAGGAUCUAUAAUAUUGUCAAAACAAUGGCUCAUGAGGACCGCAUCACCUUCUGCGGAACGUUCUCCACCGGCUUGGCGGCCAAAAUCGCCAAUAACUAUGCCGCCUGUAAUAACAUGGUUAUUCUGGCAGAGGCUUUCGCCAUGGGAAUGGCAAAUGGUGUGGACAGGAAAGUGUUGUUCGAGUGCAUGCGGAACUCGAGUGGGGCGUCAUGGGCACUCGAGUACGCUCAGCCUGUUCCUGGCAUCGUUCCGGGUCCUGCGAGCAACAAGUACGAAGUCUCGUUUCUCAUUCCCAUGAUCAUAAAAGACAUGGCUCUGGGUGUCGACUUGGCGAAAUUAGGCGACACACCGGCUCAAAUGGGGGAGACUUCGCUGAAAAUAUUUGAAGCAGCAGACAAGGACCCGCGUUGCAAAAAUUUGGAUUGCACUUCAGUAUGGCUGCACUUGAGUGACUGCAGAUUCGAUCCAGAGUUCCAGAAAUAG